Caenorhabditis angaria is the source of this 3939-nucleotide messenger RNA. The record is from the annotation of a GenBank genome assembly. Lineage: Eukaryota; Metazoa; Nematoda; Chromadorea; Rhabditida; Rhabditidae.
AUGUCGUGCUUAGCAGUUGUCCUAAAUGGUCCGAAGGCGAAAAAUGGUCGUCGGGUAUUCGAGAGUUUUGUCGAGCAGAAUAAGAUGAGCUUUUGGAAUCGGUUAGUUUUUUUUUUUUUGAUUUAGUCUAACUCAAUUAGAACUUACCCUAACUAAGUUCUAAAGUAGAAGUUACCCUAACUCCCUAAAUCUUCCAGUGAACUUGUGACGGCCGCCGAAUCCCUCAUCUACAUGGGCUUCAUGCGCCCCGGAACCCUCUUCAUCUCCGGCGACUUGCCGCAACUCCACAUUCUCAAAGACGCGUGGGCUCGACGAGUUUUGAAACCGGCCAACGGCUACACAAUCGCAUCAUUGGGUGAGUCAGGAAUUUUUAUUGUUUUGGGGGGGGGGUCUUUUGUUUUUUUAGGUUGGGAUGGGUUCGAACUUUUUUGAAAAAAAGGGAAGGCCCUGUCCUUUGUUUAUUUAGGCAGACGGGGGUGUUGGAAAAGGAGCCGCGCAUAUCAUAAUUUUUUAUGAUCUGGUUGCAAAUAGGCCCAUAUCGUAUUUGCAUAAUAGUUUGAAAACUAGGCGCGACUGCUUGAGAUGGUGGAUUUGUAGGCGCGGCUGCUUGAUAGAUAGAGUUUUAUAGGGGCGGUUGCUUGAGAUAGUGGAUUUGUAGGCGCGGGAGCUUGAGAAUUAGAGGUUUUCAAGGGUUGGAUUCUAGAGAAAGCCGAUCUGUAGGCUCAGGCACUAGACUUUCUGUUUCUUAAGGCCCGGAUACUUGACGAUUAGACUUCUCUAAGGUGUAUGCUACUUGACAGCUAUGGUUCUCAAGGCUCGGCUGCUUGAGAACUAGGCUCUCAAGCUACUGGUCCUUGACAAUCGGAGUUUCUAGGCGCGGGUCCUUGACAGUCAGCUUCUCUAGUGUUAACUGCUUCACAACUAGAUUUUCCAGAGUUGGCUGCUUAGAAUUUAAGCUCUCAAGGCGCGACUCCUUGGCAUAUUGCAUCUCUAGGCGCGGGUCCUAGACAAUUAGCUUCUCAAGGCUCAGCUACUUCACAGCUAGGCUCUCUAGGUACGACUCCUAGACAACUAGCUUCUAUAGGAUUAGCUGCUUGAGAGCUUCGAUCUGAAGGCGCGGCUGCUUGAUAUAGUGGAUCUCUAGAAGGCGCUGGUCCUUGACAAUUAGGUUCUAAAGGCUCAACUACUAUGUAUUGAGGCUCUCAAGGCGUGAAUCCUUGACAUAUAUAUUCUCUAGACGUGGGUCCUUGACAGUUUGCUUAUCUAGGGUUAGCUGCUUGAGAACUCAGGCUCUCUAGGCUCAGCUACUUCACAACUAGGGUCUCUAGACGCAAAUCCUAGACAAUUAGCUUCUUAAGGCUCAGCUACUUGACAACUAGGCUUUCAAGACGUGACUCCUUGACACAUAUAUUCUCUAGGUGCGGCUCCUUAACAUAGGGAAUCUCUAGACGUGGUUGCUUGAAACAUAUCAUCUCUAGGUGCGACUCCUAGACAACUAGCUUCUAUAGGAUUAGCUACUUCACAACCAGGCUUUCAAGGCGUGACUCCUUGACAACUAGGCUUCCAAGCCUUGUCUACUUCCCAACACCUUCUCUCGGCUCUCUCUCAUUAUUACCAGAUCACUUAAACACUCAGUCGGCAUCAUUUUUCAUCCCAUUGUUCUUAACAAAGUGCUAAAAUACUCUAAGCUCACUUCAAACAGUUUCACCCGAAAGUGUGAGACUUUUUAUUGUUCUUUCGAAAUUUCCCAAAAGCAAAACCACCUGUACCUAGAAAAAAAAAGAGCAGGUGACCUGCUCUUUUUUAUUAAUUAGAAAUAAUUUCUGGCGAGAAAAAAGGUGGUAAAUAUUUGGGCAAUCAAGUGUACUUUCCAGGUGAUCUCGGAGCCAUUCAACAAGUCGAGCAGAUGCAUUUUGUGCCACUAGGCGAUGUGAUUUGCGACGCGGUGGCUCAACUAAAUCGCCACGGUCAACCCGCCACGGAGACCACAAUUCGACAAUAUGUAGCCAGACAUUGUGCACAUGUUGCACCGCCAGCCAUUGAAAUGGUAACUUUCCCACAUAAAAAUUAAUUAUUAUACAUUUAUAAUUAUACUUGCUUAUAGGUUCGCCAGACAUUGAACUCUUUAUUAGCCACUGGUUUUAUCUAUAAAAUGGGAGAGCACUAUUUUGUAUCGGUGCCCACCAAUUCGCCACCCAAACAAAAACAGACGGUGGAAUGUCAGACUGGUCAAUCGAUAAUUCAGCAGAAGAAGGAAAAAAGAGGAAUUCUAGCCAGAUUGUUCAAUAAGGCUGUGAGACCUGUGGCUCAGGCAAUGCCACCAGUUGUGCCUGCACCAAAUCCACCACCGAAACCUCUUCCAGCGCCAGCGCCACCAAUGUGAGUUGCAUAUCUCAGAGAUUUGAGCGAGGGGAAAGAGAAGGCGCGGGUGGCCGAGUGGUUAGCGCGCGUGGUUUCGAAGCGCUGGGUCACGGGUUCGACUCCCCCUUGGGGCGAAGUUUUUUAUUUUUUCUUUAAAUAGCUUGGGAUUAGGCGCAGGCUGCGAAUAUUUGGGUUUGAUUUAAAAAAAAUUUCCAGUAGUUUUUUGGGCUCGAAAAGAAUGUUUAAAAAUGUUUUUUUAACAUUGAAAGAUCAAAAGUCAAAAAAAUGUCGAAAAAACAAAAUUAGUUUUUCAAGGUUUUUCAGCCAAAAAUGAUGACAAAUCAAUAUUUUUCAAGCUUCUGGAGUGAUUUCUGACAAAAAUUGACCUUGGAAUUCACUUUCCAGAAGGUUUUGCUGAUUUUUCGUAAAAUAAAAAAUUUAAAUUCGAAAAAUUCAUAAAAUAAAGCAAAAUAUGGUUCUCAAAGCUUAUUUUCAUCAGAAAAAUUCAUAAAAUUUUUUUAUUUUCCGAAAAAUCAGCAAAACCUUCUGGAAAAUGAAUUCCAAGGUCAAUUUUUCAUCAGAAAUUACUCCAGAAGCUUGAAAAAUAUCGAUUUGUCAUCAUUUUUGGCUGAAAAACCUUGAAAAACCACCACUAAAGCCAGCCUUGCAAGAAUAUCUCAGAGAUUUGAGCGGUGCGAAAAUAUGGCGGGGUGGCCGAGUGGUUAGCGCGCGUGGUUUCGAAGCGCUGGGUCACGGGUUCGACUCCCACCUUGGGGCGGAGUUUUUUAUUUUUUUUUGGGCUCUUCCUUAGAGUUUAGGUAAGCCCAAAGUAAGCCCAAAAAAAUUUUACAAGAAAACAAUGGGGUGCCCCUAGGAAAGUAUCACCCAUUUCAAAAUAUUUUGACACCUUUUUGAUUGAUUGGGUGUUGUUUUGUCCUGUAGAGUUCAAACCUUGGUGCGAACAAGCAAGCCAAGAAAAAGGAACCUUGGGUGACGCAAAACCACGGUGGUAGAUUGUAAAUAUGGAUGAACAGAUUGCGUAAACCCCUACCCUAUCCCAUUCCGCCCAGUAAUUACAGACCAAUCAAAAAAAUAUAAUUAUACAGGUAUCACCAAGAACCAUGCCAACCAAAAAGGGUGCAACAGCAAAAUGAGGCGGUUGUGAUCACGAAAAAACAGCAAAGAAGAACGAAACGUCGUGAAACUGCCAAGUUAUUAAGUAGCAGCUCGGAGUGCUUGAAUUAUGGGCCAAUUGAUCCGCCAGAAAUGUUGCCUGGAUGUGUUUAUAAGCAGCAGACUUAUAAGAAGAGAGUUGCCACCACCAAGAAAUAUCCACCAAUCGCGAGAACUUCCACACCAAUCGAAUCGGAUAGCGCAUAUUCGCCGUCGCCUGUGGCGACCGAUUCGAACGAGGAGGCUAGCCAGAGUGAUCCGGAAAUCAAUCACACUUAUAUCAACCUGGUGAAGCCGGGUUUCACCAAUGAUUCGACGCAAUUCGAGGAUUUGACGGCGGCGUCGGAAGAACCGCAGAUUUUGGCGACGCAGAUGAUGCGAGGGGUGUUGAUUUCGAAUUUGUAG